CAAAUUAGGCCAAACUUGAGGUUUGUAUAUUUCCACCCCACCCUCUUCUUAACUUGCUAUUAUAGAUUUAUUCUGUCGUGUUAGUUAGACUCUGGCAACAGAACAAUUAUGAUUUUUUAUAUUUUCACCUCAUUCAUUUUCUGACUAAAACAAAGAUGGAAGUACAUUGACGGCUUGAGCGCAACGAAAGCCAAAGCCAGGAUGUUAAUGGGAAAGUGCAGUGGUGCAACGAGGGGGGCUGUGUGUAGGGUGUGUAGAGACUGAAGAGAAGGGAGGGGGUUUCCCCAUCUGUUGAGCCGGUUGUGGCGCGUGCCGAACGCGUGAAUUCCACUGGCAACUCAGAGGUUCGUUGAGUGUAAAGAGCAAGAGCGGAGAUGAACUGAAACUGAAACUGUUAUAAUAAAAGUUAAGUUUAAAAUAAUACUAUUCAGCGUUGAUUCAUUUAGACAUUGAGACGUUUAAAUAAGUGGAUGACUUCAGUUUUUUGGAUCAUAAAAUGUUUUAAGUCAGACUGUUUAGCAGACUUCUAAUUCUCAUCAUAAUAGGCUAUAAAUGCAGUAUAUCCAUACUCCGCAUGGUGCACGCAUCUCUUUGUUCGUAUUGGAGGUAGUUGCAGUCUCCUCCUCUAAUUGCAGGUAAAGCCACUGUUGAUUUUGAAAACAAGCUUCUGAGGGCCCAGAAACAGAUGUUAAUCCAUACAUAGCUUGGCUUGGGUAUCUCAUUUAUUCGUUUUAGCAAUAGAUUAAUGUCGUCACCUCGGAAUGACGUUGUGUUUGUAAUGUUUUGGUGGGGGAGUAUUAUAGAAGAACCCAUAAGCAUAAAUGAACGCACAUUUAUUUAGCUAUCUGAAAAAUUUCUGGCUUUUGAACUGUACAAUUGCAACAAAGCAAGGUUUAGCUGCCCAAUAAGAUAGGGUCAGGCAUUCAUUUAAGGGUAUUUUUAAAUUAGAACCUAAAUAUUACCAGUAGACAGAUAACAGUGACAAAGUCACAAUUUUCAUUACAAAGGAGUGUGGAAAAGAAGCAUCAUGUGGUAAAUUAAGAAGGGUAGUUUUCUAGUUCUACAAAUGGUUCUUCUUUUUAUUUGUCUUUUAUUAACACAAUAAAAGAAAAAUAAGAAGCCAUUUGUUUGUAAGUCCAAUGUGUAACACGAUCUUAGAUGAACGUUAAAUGCUUACAUUUUAAACGAGAAAAGCGCAACAAUAUCACGAAAGUCCGCAUACCAGCAUUGACGCAAGGGUCCGAAGGGACCAGAUGGUCCAGACAGGAGCUAAAAUCAUCUUCCCAAGGGCAUUGUACACACCCCCUCCCCCCACAGCUCAAUGGCUUGAGUUCCCUCCCCUCUGAAGCCCAUGUACCACAUAAAUAGGAGGCUCCCCACCUCUGCGGCACACUUGAGCUCAACAUCUCCGAGAGCAAGUUUCUCUCCUCAAAAAGCACAGCAACAAACAGCAAACGAAAUGAGUCCCAGCAUCACUACUGAGGCCAAUCAGCCUCUUCCUGCGAGGUCCACUGUGGCUCAGAGAAAACAAGCCAACGAACUCAGAAAGACUUUGAAGCCCUUGCUGGAGAAGAGAAGACGUGCUCGCAUCAAUGACAGUCUCAAUCAUUUGAAGAGCCUCAUUCUGCCCCUUGUUGGCAAAGACAACGCGCGCUACUCCAAGCUGGAGAAAGCUGAUAUUCUGGAAAUGACCGUCCGUUUCCUCAGAGAUCUUCCUUCCACCCCAGUCAAAGAAUCUGCAGACAGUUUCAGAGAAGGUUACAAAGCUUGCCUCCAGCGCGUCUCCACUCUGCUUCCUAAAACUACUUUGGACCAAGAAGCGUGCCAGCGGGUGCACGAUUUCGUCCAGCAGUCAAUGUCCGCCAACGUCACCCCAACCUGCCUGAACUGCUGCGCCCAGAGCUCCAGAACUUUGCCUCAGAUCCAACAGAGAAUCCUGAGCCUCAAAUCCAGCUUCAGCUCCAGACAAGAGAGCCCAUCCCGCAGCGUCGGCGCAGUGGCACCCAGCCGAGCGCAGUCAGUCCCGCAGCAGGUCAGCGUUGGGAUGUGGAGACCUUGGUAGACUGAAUGGACAUUUAUCUUGUGUGUGUUCAUUUAUUCUGACCUGUUCUUAUUUGUAUUAUCAGUAGUCAUAGCAAAGAAGAAGAAUAAUUUGAACUGCUGUAUAGUAACUUAAUCUUUAAUAUUUAAUGCCAGCGGACGCGAGCACAGAUCUUAACGAAACUGAAGUUAAUUAACUUUUUACAACGCAAUCCUCUUUGGGGUUUCAAAGACGCGGGUUGUAGACAACACUUUUGUAAAACCCCAAGGGUUAUUUUGUUUGAGGGUUGCACACUGGACUUAAAAGUAUUUUGGUCUGUGCAACAUUUUAGUCUGUAAACACUAUGUGUUAUAUAUAAUUAUUUCAUAUCCACUGAUGGCAUUUAAGA
Messenger RNA from Melanotaenia boesemani (Boeseman's rainbowfish), 2429 nucleotides. RefSeq names its product hes family bHLH transcription factor 2, tandem duplicate 1 (gene hes2.1). The record is from RefSeq and is a predicted model, not a curated record. Gene Ontology annotation, biological process: regulation of transcription by RNA polymerase II; anterior/posterior pattern specification; regulation of neurogenesis. Gene Ontology annotation, molecular function: DNA-binding transcription factor activity, RNA polymerase II-specific; RNA polymerase II cis-regulatory region sequence-specific DNA binding; protein dimerization activity. Bases 1352 to 2062 code for a protein of 236 amino acids. Gene Ontology annotation, cellular component: nucleus. NCBI's taxonomy places the organism in Eukaryota, Metazoa, Chordata, Actinopteri, Atheriniformes, Melanotaeniidae. The transcript is spliced from 3 exons.